GGAAGAGUUUAUGGUAAAUUUCCAUAGUAAAUAAUUAACAAAAUCUCCAUUUGGCAAAGCGCAUGGAUUAUAAGGAUAUCCGACAGCUCCUCAGCCGUUUAGAUAAACCCAGGCCUUUUGCUGCAACUGUUGGUAAACUGAAAGAGUGAUUUAAAAACCCUUGGGAGUUUGGGAAGGACCUUAAGAUUGACUUGACACCAUGAAGGGGCAGCAGAAAAGUCCAGAUCCAGAAGUGGAUGUGCCUCUCAUUGAGGAAGGCACUGUCGUCUCAGCUAGCGACCCAUCUGCUAUCGCAACGAUCCAGUCAGCUGCCACAUUUUCAGCUGAUCAGCCAAUCAAGUACCUUUUCAAAACGGAGGGAACGGCAGGGCAGGUGACAUACCGGGUGAUCCACGUGGCUGAUGGACAGGUGGAGGCCCAGUCAGAUGGAGCUGCAGCUGUUAGUGUGGUUGCUGGCUUCCCCACGGCCACCCAAGCUGCGACACCAAAUAUAACACAGGCUGUAUUCUCUCAGGCUGAGGGACUAGAAGGAGAGGCUACCGAGACUCACUACUACUAUCCGGCCACCAUUGCCGCCGACACCACCCCUGCUACCAUGGUAACCAGUGUCCAUGCAGCUGAUUCGCUGCUCACUCAGCCCACUCCAGCAGGUCAACUCUACGUGAUGAUGUCAUCCCAAGAUGUAUUAGGCACAGCCCAGCAGAGUAAGAAAGAAACCCCACGUACUUCGAGAGAUGACAAGAGAAGAGCACAGCACAAUGAAGUCGAACGCAGACGCAGGGACAAAAUCAACAACUGGAUUGUCCAGCUGUCCAAAACCAUCCCUGACUGCUCCAUGGACGCAACCAAAAACGGACAGAGUAAAGGGGGCAUCUUGUCGAAGGCCUGUGACUACAUUCAGGAGCUGCGCCAAAGCAAUGCUAGAUUAGGAGAGGAGCUGGAAACGCUGGAGAGGCUGAGGAUGGACAACCAGCUGCUUAGACGAGAGCUGGAAGAGUGGAAAUCUAAGAACCAGAUGCUCAGAACUCAGCUACGGCAGCAUGGUAUCGUAGCGGCCUCGAGCAUGGACCCUCAGUGAAGCCCUUUGAGGCUUCACUUAUUUGCCUUUCAGCUCAUAAUGUAGGACAAGGUUGGGAAUUGUUUAGAGAGAAAUGAACCCAGAUAAGCCUGUAAACGCUGCUUCUUCUCUCAGUGAAAGACUUCAUUCUCAACCACAGGUGAUUAGGGGUACAUUUUAGGGGUAUGAUUUCUCAGUUAGACACCUUAAAGGAGUACUCCGGCUUUUUUAGCCUAAUCUCUGCCUGCCACGCCUGUAGCAUACAAUCAAUUCCACAGACAAUAAUUCUGACACCUUUCCUUGUACUUAGAACAGAAACAGAAACCUGUUGACCUCGAAACUCACUGAAGCACCUGCCUAUUGGCUUAUAUAUAUGAUAUAUAAGAGAUACUGUGUAUAUAUAAGAGAUUUUCAUUUAGUACAAUUUUUCAGUUCUUUUCUAAAUCUAGGGAAAUUAUUGUCUCUUGUAAUCAACUGUGUACUGCAGAUAUGAUGCAAAGAGUUCAGGUUGAAUUAUGCUGCCUUUUUCUUUUAAGCCCAAAAGUCAGACUGUCCAACAGGAGAAAAGCGAAAGAACAUUCCUACUGGAGAGUGUUCACAUUGAGCUUAAAGCAGCCCUGUGUAAGAUUUUGUAAGAGUCUUUUUGUUAAAAUUGAAAGGAGUAACAUUACUGAGUCAGGAGAAAGAAAAACAAGUGUGUGCGCUGCUGUAAGUCACCCUUUAAAGCCUGGAAUAAUUCAAAUGUUAGAGGUGUCUGGUCGGCUUUUAUGAGAGUUUUUCGAACCGUGUCAUACGUCUUAAUAAUGUAAUAACAUCAUAUUUAAAAAGAAAGUCUGGCUCGAUGUUUAGGUCUCAAAUGCAAAUAAUGACAAUAGUAAAUAAUUAACUUACAUCCUUGGAAGACAUGUCCUUCACCAAGUUUUGAGCUCUCUUUUGGUACUCUCUCAACACGCUCGCAAUCAUCAGAUCAGCCAAUGUUACAAGUCUUUGUUGCAUGCAUUUCCACAUUUCCACCAGUGAUGUCUCCAAAUCCCCAAAUCAUACAUAGUGCAGCUUUACUAAGAAAUCAUGCCAUUUGAAAUGACCCCAAAAUUAAUGUCAGGUGUAUCUGAACUGCACUGAAAUACUUUUAUAUAUGUUUUUCUGUAGCAAGAACUAUCAAGUGUCUGAAGAAUAUUUCUCUUUUGUGAAUCACUGAAGAAUAGAUUUAUAGUUUGGAG
Colossoma macropomum (tambaqui) is the source of this 2277-nucleotide messenger RNA. It is a transcript of the gene usf1l, whose product is annotated as upstream transcription factor 1, like. The record is from RefSeq and is a predicted model, not a curated record. The transcript has 11 exons. Bases 200 to 1078 code for a protein of 292 amino acids. Gene Ontology annotation, biological process: regulation of transcription by RNA polymerase II. Lineage: Eukaryota; Metazoa; Chordata; Actinopteri; Characiformes; Serrasalmidae. Gene Ontology annotation, molecular function: RNA polymerase II cis-regulatory region sequence-specific DNA binding; protein dimerization activity; DNA-binding transcription factor activity, RNA polymerase II-specific.